This is a messenger RNA of Linum trigynum, 3087 nucleotides long. The record is from the annotation of a GenBank genome assembly. Lineage: Eukaryota; Viridiplantae; Streptophyta; Magnoliopsida; Malpighiales; Linaceae.
CUCCGAAUAACCAGUUAAAAAUCCACCCAGUUGAAUUUUCCCCAAUAAAAUUGAUUCAACUGGAUACCCACGAUGAUGAAUUAUCUUGCCAUCCCUACAUAAACCUAAUAAGUCAAGGGCAAUACCAGCAUACCCUACCAUGUCUUCACUUAAUCUGCUAGAAAAUUAGAUGUGUGACAUAAAAAGAGGGGACAGAGUGUCCCAGGAAGGAACUAGGCUACACACUUACAUAAAGAUUCCAAUCCUGCAGCGAGCUAGCCACACCACCAUUAUCACAGCAGGCUGCUCCAUUUUCUCUCUAUCCAUCUCGCUGUCUGCAUGGCGACAACUUGCUGAUUAAUGCGCCCAUCCCCUCCACCUCCUUCUAUAUUGCCUCUCCAUCUUUCUCUCUUGAGUCCUCCUUCAUUUCCAAUCUGAUGGAGAAGCCAAAUCCUUCUUUAUCUCCACAAAUUCUCCUUCUGCUUCUGCUUGUCAUCAUCACAUCAAGCAGCAGAUGCAGAGCAGAGAAUAAUGUUGUUGGUGGCAGGGGAAAACAGAGUAGUAGUAGUAGUGGAGUGGCCUUCUUCAUAUUCGGCGACUCAUUCCUCGACGCCGGCAACAACAACUACAUCAACACCACCACCUUAGACCAGGCCAACUUCCCUCCUUACGGCCGGACCUUCUUCAACUUCCCCACCGGCCGCUUCUCCGACGGCCGCUUGCUCCCGGACUUCAUUGCCAAAUACGCGAAGCUGCCGCUGAUUCCACCCUUCCUACAACCUGGCAACAACAUCGACCAUAUGGCGAUGGGAGUCAACUUCGCAUCCGCCGGAGCUGGCGCUCUCGUCGAGACUUUCCAAGGAGAUGUGAUUGAUCUGCAGACGCAGCUGGGGAACAUGAAGAAGGUGGGGAAAGGGUUGAGGAACAAGUUGGGCAAGGAGGAAAGGGAUGCAAAGAUAUCAGGAGGAGUGUACAUGUUCAGCAUUGGAAGCAACGAUUACAUGAGCCCUUUCCUGACCAAUUCCUCGUCUUCUCUCCUUUUCCACGCCUCCAGCUCCAGAUUUGUAGCCAUGGUGCUCGCCAACUUGACCGCCGUUGUCAAAGACAUAUAUGGGAUGGGAGGGAGGAAGUUUGUGUUCAUGAAUGUGCCGACGCUGGGAUGCCUGCCAGCGAUGAGGCUGCUGAUGAAGAACCCGAAUGGGUGCUACGAGGAGCAGGUUUCUGAGCUGGCAAAGCUGCACAAUGAUCGACUUUCGACGGUGGUUCUGCCUCGGCUGGCCAGGGAGCUGAAAGGGUUCAAGUAUUCGUUGUUUGACUUCAGCACCAGUUUGCACCGCAGGAUGACCCAUCCUUCCAACUACGGGUUGAAGGAAGGAGAAGAGGCGUGCUGCGGGACAGGGAAGUGGAGAGGAAUCGACAGCUGCGGAGGGAAGAGAAGUGUGAAGGAGUUUGAGGUCUGCAACAAUCCCACUGAAUACCUCUUCUGGGACUCUUUUCACCUCACUGACACUGCUUACCACCAAAUGGCACGUGAGAUCUGGAAUCCAACUCCUCCUCCUUCUUCAACCAUCACCAAGAGCUCUCCCCUCGCCAUUGUCGGACCUUACACCCUCCACCAGCUCUUCCACGCCACCAUUCAUCAUUAGCUCGUCGUGUUUACCUUUUAGCUAGCGAUAUAUAUAUCGAGCAUAUACAUAUAUAGGGUAGCUAGUAUAUGUUCUAAUUUCUACUCUUCAAAUGAAGGAGUUUGGCGUACUUGCUCAGCUAUAAUAUGCCUUCUGGAUCUUAUUUAGAGUGGUUUCAAACAGAUGUGCUAGCUUUUUUUUUGUUUUUAUUUUGAGCCUAGUUUUACAUUACACCACCUAUGGGGUUUCUACAGUGUUACCUACGCAUAGGGAUGGCUAUUUGGUCUUGGUUUUUUGGUUUUACUCGAAACCGAAUCGUAUAAUCUGGACCGAUAUCAGAGUGGGAUCGGAUAGUAAACAAUCCAAUCUCAUCUUCGAACUUAGAUUUGAGGUAAAAAAAUUCGUUCGUGACCAGACCGAAAUCCGGAUAAGAGAGUCCAACACCAAACUUUAACUAAUUCCUCACCCUUUCAGGCAUCGGGCCAUUCAAAUUCCCAUAAGGUCAAUCUAAAAUCAAGAUCGAAUUGGGACCGGACUGUAUCCCCAAUCCAAUAUUUGGUCCUUAUAUUUUCGAAAAGACCGGAUCGGGAUCGAAUCAAUUCGGACAAUUUAACCGGACCGAACCAUAUAGCCAUCCCUACUAAGCACGGUGGAUCCGGGGGUUUUCAAGACGGCCGGAGCUAGAUCUUGAACUUUGUUUUAUUGGCGACGGACGGCAGCAGCAAGAGGUGAUGCUUUGCUGGUACGACAUGAGAAUCAUUGGUUUUUUCGAAUCUUGUGGUUGUUAUGGGGGCAAUCUCUGGAGAUUCUGUGAGGGAAGGAAUAUUUACCCAAAUCCCAGAUAAAAUCUUUGGAAAUCCCUGCGACAUGGUUGAGAAGUCGAGUAGUGGUAUGAUUCUUCAGGAGCGGUUGAGACGAUGACCUAUUUUCAACUUGCUUAUCCGCGAGAUUGUUCUCGCACAAUGGAGAGUGUAGGAUGGAGAUCAAGGUCUUGUUGAGGAGUUGGAGGAGUGGUCGAGUAAAUUGUUAAUUCGAAUGGAGAGGAUAGGUGGGUGCACAGUUUGGUCCGGUAAAUUUGUGCGGAAUGAGGGUAAAGGUGGAAUAACAAAAAGGUAGUAGAGACAGAUUGUCGUUGAAUGGAUAUGUUAGUGUCGAAUUUCGAUAUGUAUAGCUGAUCUCCAUUUCUAAAUCCGACAUGUAUGCAGGUUUUCGAAACCCUUUAAUCUUAAAAUCUCUAAUUUUUGUCCCCCUUCGAAAAUGAGAAAUUUGGACGAAAUGCUUCACACAAAUCUCCCAUCCAAACUACCUCUUGAUGUAAUUUCUCAAUCCGCCUCUCAGUAAUGAUCUUCCAACGUUACAUUAUGUUUAAGCCCCGUAACCCCCUUCUUACGCCUCGUGCUCCUGUCUCCCUCGUCCACUUGCACAGUCGUCCUCCUGCACCCACACAAGAGCAAGAUUUAUUUUAUAAAGUAUAUCAUUCAUU